AUGCCAUCCAUAAUCGACGGCCGCCUCUCCCACCGCGCCUACACCACCCGGGAAUCAGCAACACGAAUAACCCACAUAUUCCACCAUCCCAGCCUUCUCACUUCGCGCGAGGUCGUCUUUGGCAUCUACCUUGCCUACAUCACCUACUGCGCGCUUCUGACGCUCCGCAGCCUCGGCUACCUCGUCUUCGAGGCCGGCGGCCGUGACAUGUGGUGCCCGGAGGAUCCACCGGUACCGAGCUGGUAUCCGCCGGGUUGGAAGGUGGAGCUGACCCGUUGGGAUUGCUUCCGGGCGCUGCGGUGGAUGGUGGCGAGGAGGAUUUGGGCUUUCGCAUACGAGGUUUUUGCGUGGGGUUUCGUCGGGGCUGUGGGAGGGUCUUUGGCGGAGGAGGGGGUUAGAUGGCUUAGAAGGUGA
This is a messenger RNA of Colletotrichum orchidophilum, 414 nucleotides long. RefSeq lists its product as uncharacterized. Lineage: Eukaryota; Fungi; Ascomycota; Sordariomycetes; Glomerellales; Glomerellaceae. The transcript has a single exon. The record is from RefSeq and is a predicted model, not a curated record. The coding region runs from base 1 to 414 and encodes 137 amino acids.